This is a messenger RNA of Xenopus laevis (African clawed frog), 7314 nucleotides long. RefSeq names its product zinc finger protein 148 S homeolog (gene znf148.S). Gene Ontology annotation, biological process: regulation of transcription by RNA polymerase II. The record is from RefSeq and is a predicted model, not a curated record. The transcript is spliced from 8 exons. Bases 452 to 2800 code for a protein of 782 amino acids. NCBI's taxonomy places the organism in Eukaryota, Metazoa, Chordata, Amphibia, Anura, Pipidae. Gene Ontology annotation, molecular function: DNA-binding transcription factor activity, RNA polymerase II-specific; RNA polymerase II cis-regulatory region sequence-specific DNA binding. Gene Ontology annotation, cellular component: nucleus.
UAUACAGGAAAGUCUGUAUUAGAUCGGUGUCUGUGGGGAGUGUUCACAAAAGUGGAAUAAAGUAUGAAUUUAUGUUGUUGUUCAAUUGUGGAUCCGAUUCACAAAAGCCUCAUUCCAUUUUCUUAGAUUUUUGGCAGUAAAUUGAUAAGGGGAGACAAGAGCGUAGAAGGUGAGUUGACCUAUUAACGCUACGAGUCACAAUGUAACACUCACUCGGCUACAGUGAGGGAUUCUCAGUCUCCUCCCCACAAUGCCCCGCGACAGGUCGACCAGUCUCCGGUUCCGGUUCCGGAUGGUAAGGAAGAAGCUGCCGCUGACACCGGCUCAUCCCGAGAUCCUCUGCGAGAACAGAAAUUUCAUCAUUAUUCGUCUGAAAUGUCAGAAAUGUCACGUGUGCAAGGAAAGGUUUCCCUUGAGACACUGCACCAGUAGAGGGUUAUCCUGCUGAAUUAUGAACAUUGAGGAUAAACUCGGGGGAAUCUUCAUUAAAUGCAGCCCCACCAACAACCUACAGUCUUCCAGAGGCCUGGUAGGACUGGGGGCAGCUGAUCCAUUGUGCACCAAGCUACCUGGGACAGAUACAGGCCUGGGGGAGAAGCCUCUGCCUCAGUGUAUCAUUGCUGGCCAGGAGAUACUACAGGGGAGGGAAGAGAUGAUGUCACAGGAUGAGCUCAUGGUGCAGGAGGAAACCGUGAAGAAUGACGACGAAGAGAUGAUGGAACCACAGGAACGGAUGCUGCCCCAGGGGCUGAAGUUCACGGUUCAUGUUAAGCAAGAAAUGAAGUUCAUGGAGGAGGGCGACUCGCCAGGGACAGAACAUGCGCAGCUGGCAGAGCCAGUGGAUUUGCAGAAGAAGAAGAAGAGGAAACAGCGUUCUCCUGCCAAGAUCCUGACCAUCAAUGAGGAUGGUUCCCUUGGCCUGAAAAUUCCUAAGUGCCACGUGUGUGACCACUGCAAUGCUGCCUUCCGGACGAACUACCACCUGCAGAGACACGUCUUCAUCCACACAGGGGAGAAGCCUUUUCAGUGCAGUCAGUGUGAGAUGCGCUUCAUCCAAAAGUAUCUGCUCCAGAGGCACGAGAAGAUCCACACGGGGGAGAAGCCAUUUCACUGUGAUGAGUGCGGGAUGCGGUUUAUUCAGAAAUAUCAUAUGGAGAGGCACAAGAGGACUCACAGCGGCGAGAAACCGUAUCAAUGCGAGUUCUGUCUGCAGUAUUUCUCCAGAACGGACCGGGUGCUGAAACAUAAGCGUAUGUGCCAUGAGAACCGAGACAGGAAGCCAGGGAAGAGCACUAGCAAGGCAGGCCUCUUGUCUCCAGAAGGCGAUCCCACACUGUCUCCCAAAGAUGGAACCACAAAGAAGAAACAGAAAGGUGACAAGAAGCUUUUGGGUGCAGGUGACAAGGAAAGCCCCUCUGAGAAGGAGCAAAAGAAAGAGAAGAACGACUUUCUGCCCUUGUUCCCUGACAGCACCAAAGUCAAGGAUGAGUACAUGGUGGCAGAAUACGCCGUAGAGAUGCCCCAGACUUCUCUGGGCACUUUGCACUUACAGGAGGUGGUGCCUGGAGACAUUAAUCCCCCUAAGCUUCUCCUUAAGAAGGUGAGUGGUAAGAAGAGCCUGAAGCAGGCACUGGACCAGAGCCCAACACUCUCAGCACUGUCGGCCUUCGAUGACACCAAGGUGACUAAAUACACCUUUGAACUGGUGGAUUCAGGCAGCAACUCUGACUUGGAUCACGGAGACCCCAUGCAGGAAGGGGGCAGUAAGCCAGCCAACAGCAGUGUCAGUUAUGAUGAAGCCAUGCAGUUUUCCAAGAAGAAAAGGUACUUGCAGGCAGCCACCAGUAGCAAUAGUAGCCGUGAAUAUGCCCUGAAUGUCAGUUCUAUUGCUUCUCAGCCUUCUGCCACACAGGCUGCUGUGGCCAGCGUCAUGGAUGAGAGCAGCGCCGCUGUGCUGAUGGACACCCAAUCGCUGUCUGUGGAUAUCAAAGCCAGUCAGGAUAAGAACGUCAUCCCAGAUGAAGUGCUGCAAACACUGUUAGAUCAUUACACGCACAAGGCCGAUGGGCAGCAUGAGCUCUCCUUCAGCGUUGGGGACGCAGAGGUGACCUCAAGCAUAUCCAUCAGCUCGACAGAGGUAGGUGAGACCAGCCAACCGGAGACUCUGGGCUCAAGCAUACAAGUACCGGCCGGGGACAAGGCUAGUAUGCUGCAGGAAUACUCAAAGUUCCUCCAACAGGCCCUGGAGCGGACUAGCCAAAAUGAUGCCUAUCUGAGCAACACAAGCCUUAACUUUGUUACUGAUGGACCGGCCCUAGCAAAUCCUAGCACUUUCCCCUCUCUGGAUAAACAUGUGUAUGCCACGCUGCCCAUCAGCAGCUUUCGCCCAGGCCUGGCCACCCCGCUCAGACUGACUCCUGACAAGGCCCACUUUGGCCUUAUUGUAACUGACUCUCAGCACAACUUCAACUUUGCUGUUGACGACGGUAGCAACACAUCGCCUGCUCCCACUUCCUCAGUGCAGGAUUUUUUAGAUCAGGUGACUGGGCAGAAGAAGAGCGAAUCACAGCCUGUGCAUCAGACGUACCAGCUGAAUGCUUUUGAGCAGCCCUUUAGGGCUCAGUUCCAGGGGGCCCGGGCUGCCGUAUCCCCUCAGUUUAGCACUGCCAAUGGGCAGGUGAACCUGCGGCAACAGACUUCCAGCCCAGACUUUCCAGAAUUCUCCCUGGUGAAUGUAAAUGAUAGCAGAGCCCAACUGACUUCUACCCCUGACACAGCAGCUGGCCAGUCCUUUAGCUAAUACUUUUAAUGUUAAUCUUGUCACAGGAAAGGCUGAGCUCUGCCCUUUGGGCAUAGGUCUACCUUGCCCAAUACAAUGUAGCACUAUGUAGUUGCACCAUACACUUCCACAUCCCCAGGUCUGGGGUGGGUGCUGUCAGUGUAUUGAUAUACUGAGUGGCACCGGGGAUCAUACCCAGGAUACUAGCUUGUUCUCUGGUGCCAAGUGUAAGUGGGUUCAGGAUCUUCUGCAAUUUCCCUGCACAGAUCAGACUUGAGGAAGUGGAAGUGUUUUUUGCCCAUGUGCAGCUCAGGGACAUGUUCUGCCUGGGCUGUCCUAGGAGAGUCUGGCCAAUGACACCGAAUUGAAGGUCAUUUCUAUGUUCCUUGGCCCAUGAGGCCAUGUAAGAGAGUAUACUGGGUGUAACUGGCCAAUUUCUGUGCUCUCCCUUCUACCCGUUACAAAGAGACUCAGUGGGAGUAUGCACUGUAGUAUGUGCGUGCCCAGCAAGGGAAAGAAAUGUAUAAAUAUAUAGAUAUAUAUAAAUAUAAGAUAUUACAACGCACUUUACAGAGAGGGAGAUCUGCACCAAACAGAGAUUCCUGAUUGGUGGGAGAGCUGUGCAUUUUGUUUAAGAGAUCAGGACAGGAUGUGCAGCAGAGCAACAUGUGGGGUCCAUGGUGCAGAUGAUCUUAGCUGGGGAGUACUAGCACUUUCCCAUUAGAGGGCCAGUGAGCAAGCUUUCUAUUGAGCCCCUAUUGCUCAGUUGCUUCCUUUGCAUUCUUAGAGCCUGGAUUGUGGGAGGGUGGGGGGCAUGUCAUUAAGCACUUAACCUUGUUGGGGGGGAAGGGGGCUUUUGUACCAUAAUGGGAGGUUGUGUUUAAAUUGACUUUUAGUAUUAUUAUGCAGGCAGCGAUGUUCUCAGACAAUCUGCACUUGGUCUUCAUUUUCUUCAUGAAUUUAAAGGAUCACUUUCCCUAAGGGACUAAAUAGACAUGGAAUUAGACUAAUUGUAAAGUUGCUUAGAUAUUAAAUUACACUUUAUAGGCAGACUCGUGUGAGAGACAUACGCAUGAGCAGUGCAUUCGUGUUUCUCCCCAGGGAUAUGGGGGCUAAUUAUAGAGAGCAGGGUUCGCCGAUUUUAUUGUAAUCGCUUUUUUGGCAGCGAUGCGAGUGCAAAGGUGGUCCCCAUACAUAGCGGCACUUGUGUACUGGCCGAUAUCAGGGCAGUCGAGUGGGGAAGGAAAAUGUUACAUUUCAAAAAUAUAAAUAAUGUUCCGGUGGCAGAUACACGCUCACUUUAGUGAAACCUGCAAAUGUGACGCUGACACUAAACUCACUAUUGGGUGGGACUUGUGCUCAUUGCGGAAGGACAGGGUGGAGCUGCUGGUUUCAUUUGGUUGUUAUUAUUUCUGUUUGGCCCGUGAACCAUAGGGCUGCAGCCUAGUGCCCAAAAAAAACCAUUUCUUAUUGAGGGACUGUGGUCACGAACUUUUAUGACCCAUAAUAUCCCCUGACUGAACCCAGUUUCUGAGGGGGAUUAAUUAGUUGUUUUGUGCUUUGGCUUUUAGUGAUGGUGCACACUGGUUGUAUAAUUCAGUUGUAGCACAGGGUAUGUAAUAGUGUUAUACCACACCUGCGCCAUUACACUGCUGUGUAUGAAUGGGAUAAGCACUAAAUUAUAGUGUGAGUAGCACUUUGUACCAGAGCAUGCACUGCUGUAAUGAUGCAAGUAAGAUUUUGUAUGAACAAAGGUGUGCUCUUAUGCAGUUGGUGCAAGUAGCACUUUGUACAAAUGGGAUAUGCACUAAUGUGGUGCAAUUAGCACUUUGAAUGAAAGAAUGCAGUAGUACAAUAGCUCAAGUAUAGCACUUUGUAUGAGUGAUCGUAUGCACUAGGGUAAUAGUGCAAUCACAGUACUGUGUAUGAAUGAAUGCUCAGUUGUAAUGGUGCAAGGCUAGCACACUAUAUGAAUGAAGGUGCACGCUAGUGUAAUGGUGCAGGUAUAUCACAGUGUACCAGUGAUUGCAUGAAUGUAAUGGUGCAAGCACAGCAUUGUGUAUCAAUUAGGGCAAACAUUAUAGUAACAGUGUGUAGUGCAAUGUAAAAAUGAGGGCACACUCUAGUGCAAUAGUACCAGCUAAGCAUGGUAAGGCAAUUAGAGUGUAUAUCUGGGCAGCUCAUUAUGCCACUCCCGGUCCAGCAUUUCAUGUGUAAUAGGGUUCUGAGUUUGGUGGCAAUGUCUCCAGGUGGCCCCGGCAGUGAUCUGGUUUUUCUGCAGCACCUUUAUUGUUAAUAAGAAUUAAAAUGAAUUAAAGCACUUAAUGUUUGUGUAACUGAGUCAGGGGUUUUGUGACUUCCGGCUGAAGUUUUUUAUAUUAAUAGUGGUGCUGCAUGCACCAGGUUCACACGAGUCCCCACUAGGGGUAAUAGUUUCCUUUUUGUUUUCACUUUACGUUUAUUGUACAGAUUUGUGUUACCCGUGUUAUGUCUCGCUUGGCUUUUGCUUUCUACUGGCCAAUGGGUCUUUAGUUUCUUGAUGCCUGGUUGGGUGUGAUAGUGGUCCAAUAAAUAUUGGCUUCUUGUGCUGGUGUCAUAACUUCACCGUCUCCAGUCUUGGGGGGGGGGAGAUCUCACAGGUUAAUGGAAAUGUGCAGUUUGGGGCAUUGCUGGGAAGGAACCUUUGUGCCUUAGUUGCUUGUAUGUCCAAUCCAAUGAUCUAUCCUGCUGUACAGAGCAGCAUCUGCAAGAUACCCCCCCCCUUCUGUCUGUAAGAUGGACAACUUUGUGCAGUUCCACAGUACACAAGGGUUAAAGACUCAACAGCAGCAGCCUAUUGGUCAGAGUGAUUUACAAGGCAAAUACAAACUCAUUCUUGUGAUUAGUGCAUAUUCCUGGUUUCAGUAAAAAUAACCCUCUGGCGGCUUAAAACCCCACAUUCCUCUGUGUUCCCUAUUUUAAAGGGGUAAUCAAAACCACUGCCCUAUAUCCAGUGUUAUUAUAUAAAAGAGAGAAAGAUCUGUUUUACAGGUGGGAUGUAACCAAGGGGCAGAGCCAGAACCUGUAUGCAUUUCACAUAUCACACUCCGGUUAUGCGCGGGGGGUCCAAUUAAAUUUGGGAAAUCAGGAGCACCACGGUUCUCACCCAGGCCAGCCCCAACAUAAUUAUCACUGGAGUGGACAAAUAAUCCAAGAUGGCAGCACAUAGGGACCUAGGCAGGAGAUAGUUUGGUUUGCUAAAAAGUUUAAGGGCCAUAAACUCCAAACAGUCGGUUCUGUUAUGGGAAAUUGGUCCAUUUAUUUUAAAUAGAAGGCCUCUUAACUGUACACACAGAGGUUUAUUACACGUCUGACAAUCAAAUAUAUAUAUAUAUAUAUAUAUAUAUAUAUAUAUAUAUAUAUAUAUAUAUAUAUAUAUAUAAUAUGCUAGCGGAGCAUCUGUGUGCUGCUUACUUGUAUGUUCAUGUCCUACCCCUUGGUGUCUUAGCCUGAGGCUAAGUUACUGUAACUAAGUUGUUACUGUAAAAACAGUCACAAGUAUAUCAGAACUUGAUUGGACCCAUCUCAUGACUAUAAACACCUAUCAUUUAUCAUUCACUGGGUAUGACUUAGUGUUUUAAGUAACCAAUCUCAACCUUUAUACCAGGAAUGUGUAAAUGUGUAAAUACAUUUACUGUAAUUAUGGACAAGAAUUUGUAUUGCACCAACAUAUCCUGCAGCACUGUACAAUAGAUGGGAUGUGGGGUACAAUAGGCUCUGCUCCUUAGAACUUAGUCUAAACAAAGUCACUUCCAUAGGUCACAAUAAGCCUUUAAUUCUGCAUCAGAUCUUUGUUUUAAUUCAUAUAUCAGCACUACACCAGUAACAGCUAAUGCAAGAGUUGCAAGGGGGCUGGAGUAAAGGGAACCAAUUUAGUUGUUAGUCACUAACUACUCUGUGAUUGGCUACUCAGCUAAACAUGUGUCUGCAUUGUUACCCUAGCAAGUGCUCCCCUUUAUCUCUAUUGAAUUGACUGAUCCCUGAGCCCUCUCCUCUAACCAGGGAUCAAAUUAAAAGGGACAAUGGUAGUAGCUGCCAUUAGAUUUAGCCCAUUACCCUUAUUUAUAUCCAGCACCAGGUUACAUGUUAUGCCUCAGAAUAGUGGAUUUUUUAUUUUAUCAUAAAAAUGUGCUUUUAAUCAUUAUGCUCUACAUUUUUCUACAUGUGCUGGCAUCUCCCUCAUGGGGUUGUCUAGGCAGUAUGGGAGGUAACUGUAGGGUGCACCAGGAUAAUUUAUAGAUGUGGGUAUAUCACAUACAUUUUUAUAGAGGAGAAAUGUUUUUUACUGCGAGUCCUUUCUUAAAGACAUGUGUUUGUGGCUCUGCUCACAUCUGUAUCUUUGCAUCGUUAGAGCAGAGCAGCAACUCCCUGGGGGGGGGGGCAGAAUUACUGUCUAGGCCUGAAUUUUACUGGAUUGUCUUUUCCUUGUUUUUGUUUUUUAUGCUCUAGCGGGAAUAAUCCCAAUAAAGAUGGUGAUGUCACUCACCAAGACCAUC